AUGUUGUUUGAUCUCAAGUCUAUCGUCCUCUACGGACUCAUCGCCCUUGCGCACGCCUCUCCCGUUCCCGAGCUCAGCAAGCGCGCCCAGCUCGGUGAUUUCAAGUGUCCCGACGGGACCGAGCUGUCAGAAACAGAUGUUCGAGAGGCCUUUAAUGAGGCUCGCAAUCACGACGAUAAGACAGUGGGCAAGUACCCCGCCUACUUUGGUAACAAGAGCGGAGGCAACAAGGUAUUCACCAACAUUGCCGAUGGCACUGACCUGCGGGAAUUCCCCAUUGUCAAGGGCGGAAAGUACACUGGUGGGCCCCCGGGCGCCUACCGUGUAGUCACUGACUACAAGAACAACCUCGGUGACUUUCGCGGUGUGAUGCAACACACCGGCGCGACAGUUGGUGGCGCCUACACAGCUUGCACUCGUGUCACGCCGUCUAAGAGGGACCUUGUUAACCGCGAAGAGGUCAAAGAGGAGCGUAGCGUCCAGGAAGAUGAGACAGAGGUCUCGGAGGAAAUCCCUCGCAGCGUCAACGACCUUGAGACUCGUGCUAAGAAGAAGAAGAUCGGCAGCGCGACCUGCCCUGAUGGCACAACGCUUGCGAAGGAUGAUGUCGGCAGCGCGUUCUCGGAGCUCAGAAACUCGAAAGACUACGAUCACGGUGGCUACCCUCACCCAUUUGGUAAUCAGAGUGGCGGAGGUCAGGUCUUCGCUGGUGUCACCAAGGAACUGCGCGAGUACCCCAUCGUGGCGGGUGAAACCUGGACAUCUGGCCCACCCGGAAAAUACCGUGUCGUCGCUGACACGAGUGGCAACUUUGUUGGAGUGAUGGUCGAAAAUGCUGGUGCUUCUUUUGAGCGCUGCACGGUGAACAAGGAUUAG
This is a messenger RNA of Penicillium chermesinum, 876 nucleotides long. Its product is annotated as putative extracellular guanyl-specific ribonuclease. The transcript is spliced from 3 exons. The record is from RefSeq and is a predicted model, not a curated record. Gene Ontology annotation, molecular function: RNA nuclease activity; RNA binding. NCBI's taxonomy places the organism in Eukaryota, Fungi, Ascomycota, Eurotiomycetes, Eurotiales, Aspergillaceae. Bases 1 to 876 code for a protein of 291 amino acids.